AUGGCCCAGGCCAGGCGGGAGGCUGAAGCUCUCCGUAACGCCGAGCGGCACCGUGAGCGACACGCUCAGCAAGGAGAGGAGGAACCUGAGGCGCUCGCGGAACGGCAGAGACAACGAGAUCGUGAGCGGUACGCCGCACAGGACGCUGAAGAGAGGGAGGCGCACGCCGAGCGUGAGCGACAGCGGCGCGCUGCCAUGGAUGAUGCAGAGCGGCAGGCGGACGCUGAACGUCAGCGACAGCGGCGGGCUGACAUGCCCGACGAGGUACGUGACGCGGAACGGGCAGCUAAUGCGAGGGGUCACAUGGAGGGGCGCCGCAGGGCCGACCGGGCCAAUCGAGCCGCCUGUGACGCCGACUCUGUGCUGUCCGGUCGCCAGCCGGUGGCCAGGCUUGACACGGGGGCACGCGACACGGUAUGUCCGCACUGCGGCGCCCUCCUCUGGCGAGAGGAGCGGGCCACUCUGUGCUGUUCGGGGGGAAAGGUAAACCUUGAUCCCCUGCCGGCCCCGCCACCGCUGCUCCGUGACCUGUGGACGGGUGACACGCUGGAGGCACGCACAUUCAGGCAGCACUCCCGGCGCCUGAACACGGCGCUGUCUCUGGCGUCUAUGAUGACGAGAGAGGUGAGACCGGCGGACGGUGGGUACGCACCAUCAGUGAUCAUACAAGGUAGGUUGUAUCACCGCGUCGGUCCGCUGCAGGCCAGAGACGGGGAGCGGCCGUCGUUCGCCCAGAUUUACGUAAAUGACCCAGACUGUGACGACCCGGCGGCAGAGGCCGCCCUUCGCCUCGGACAUGUGCCGCUGCCCCGCGGCACCCGGGAGCCAGAGCGGGUGCGUCUACUGACGCUGCUCGAACAGCUGCAGGUACUGCUACGCCAGGUAAAUCCCUAUGUGCAGGACUUUAUCCACGCCGCCGAGCUGCCGGAGGAGGAGGUUCAGCAGCAGAGACUGGUGGUAAGUGCCGACGCCCGCCCGGCCGACCAGCACCCCCGACGGUACAACCGCGCCGAGGGGUUCCGGGAGGUGGCCGUGCUGAUGGACGAGGAGCCCGUCCACCAGGACAUUGUGCUGCGUCGCCGUGCCGAUGCCGAAGGCCCGUUCCUCCAGACGGUAAAUGAGACACAUCGGGCGUUUGAGGCUCUGCACUUUGUGCUCCUUCUGCCGUUUGGCACAGACGGCUGGCAGCCCGACCUACGGCAGGCGGUGGCAAACGGGCGCGGGGACGUGAGGGGCGUGACGCUGAUGCAGUACUACGCUCAUCGGCUGCAGCUGCGACCCGCUCUCGAUGACUCACUGUUCCGCGCAGGACGCCUGUUUCAGGAGUACGUGUGCAUGGCUUUUGCGCGCGUAGAGACCCAGCGUCUGCUGUACCUGGCUCGGAACCAGGCCGGCCUGCGCGCAGAGCUGUACCAGCGCCUACAGGACGCGCUGCCGGGGGACGCCGAAAGGGAGCUGGCCGGCGGAGACCGCGUCGGUCAGCGUGUCAUCCUGCCGGCCUCCUUCACCGGCGGGCCCCGGUACUACCAACGCAGGUACCAAGACGCCAUGGCCAUAGUACGAGUGUACGGCCGGCCGACGUACUUCGUUACCUUUACCUGCAACCCAAACUGGCCUGAGAUACAGGCGGCACUGCUGGAGGGGCAGGAUGCACAGUCCCGCCCCGAUCUGGUGGCCAGGGUGUUCCACCUAAAGCUGAAGGCUCUACUGAAGGAGCUCACCACCAGCGGUAUCUUCGGACGCUGUGUCUCCAUGCUGAUGGUGGUCGAGUUCCAAAAACGAGGUCUGCCGCACGGCCAUAUCCUGGUCAUCGUCCGGCAGGAGGACCGCCCGCGGACUGCCGACGAUGUAGACGCGGUGAUCACGGCGGAACUGCCCGACCCGGCCAGGUCAGACCAGGCACGCCGCCUGCACGAGAUCGUGGUGAGUACCAUGGUACAUCGCCAGUGCGGCGCCGCCAACCCGACAGCCGCCUGCAUGGACGGCGGCCGCUGCUCCAAGGGCUUCCCCAAGCCGUUCGCCAACGAGACAGAGUGGCGGGAUGACCAUCCGUACCCUGUCUACAGGCGGCGACCAGCGGCCGAGGGCGGCCAGGAGUUUGUGCGUGACGGACGGCUCAUCACCAACCAGUGGGUGGUACCCUUCUCUCCAUACCUGUCCCUAAAAUAUGAGGCGCACGUGAACGUGGAGGUGUGCUGUUCGGUGCAGAGUGUGAAGUAUCUUUUCAGGUACAUCUACAAGGGCCCGGACCGCCAGAUGGUGCGCGCUGACAACCUGAUCGGCGGCGAUGACGAGAUCGCCGAGUACCAGGACAUGCGCUCGAUCGGCGCCAGUGAGGCCUGCUGGCGUCUGUUUGACGUGCCGAUGAGCCAGCGGCAGCCGAACGUGGUCGCCCUACAGGUGCACCUCGAGGACCACCAGCUGGUGUACUUCGAGCCGGGACAGGAGCGGCAGGCGGCCCAGGCCGCCCGACGCACCCACCUCACCGCCUGGCUGGAGUAUAACCGGGAGUCGGCCGCCGCCGACCCGGACUGCCGCCGACUGCUCUACCCGGACUUCCCGUCCCGGUACACCUGGCAGGCCGGCCAGAAGGUGUGGCGCAAACGGCGCCAACAGCAGGCGGCAGAGGCCAUCGGCCGCGUGGUGAGCCUCUCACCGCGUCACGGCGACGUGUUCUACCUGCGCGUGCUGCUGCACCACGUCGCGGGGGCGGCGUCCUUUGAGGAGCUGCGCACCGUGGACGGCGUGGUCUGUGCCACCUAUCGUGAGGCGUGCUGCCUGCGCGGCCUUCUGCAGGACGACCGCGAGUGGGAGGUGACGAUGGAGGACGCGGCGCACGCACAGAUGCCGGCUCAAAUCCGGCGCCUCUUCGUGACGCUGCUGCUCUUCUGCGCACCAGCCGAUCCGUCAGAGCUGUUCAGGCGUCACCUGGACGCCAUGUCUGAUGACUUCGGCCGCCGUCAUCGCGACCUGCCGGACGAGCUGCGCGCUGCACUAACACUGGUGGACCUUGAGCGGCAGCUACAGCAGGCCGGCAAAGAGCUCCGAGACUUCGGUCUGCCGGAGGUGACGCCCGAUCAGCGGGCGCGGGCGGCUGAGCUGCAGCAGGCCGCCGAGCUGCGCCAGCUGCCGCGGCUCAUUCAGGAGGAGCUGGAGUAUGACGCAGCAGCGCUCAGAGACCAGGUGGCCAUCCAGCUGCCCACCCUGCUGCCGCCGCAGCGCCACGUCUUCGACCUGGUGAUGACGGCCGUCGACGGGCGGCGUCCGCUGGCCGUGUUCGUGGACGCCGCUGGCGGCACCGGCAAGACGUACGUCUUCAACACGCUGCUGGCGGCGGUGCGCUCGCAGGGUCUGGUGGCGCUCGCCGUGGCCUUCAGUGGAAUCGCUGCCACUCUGCUCGACGGCGGGCGCACUUAUCACUCGCGUUUUAAGGCACCGCUGCAGGUGGACGCGACAUCAACGUGCGCUAUCAGCGCGCAGAGCCCGCUGGCGGAGCUCAUCCGACGGACGGCGCUCAUCGUGUGGGACGAGGCGCCAAUGGCCCACCGUCACCAUCUGGAGGCGUUCGACCGCACGCUGCGUGACGUCACUGGCAGCGAGGAGCCGUUCGGCGGAAAAGUCCUCGUGCUGGGCGGGGAUUUCCGCCAAAUUCUCCCAGUCAUCAGGCACGGUACCCGCGCACAGGUGGUGGACGCCUGUCUGCGGCGGUCAGCGCUGUGGCGUCACUUCAUUGUGGCGCCGCUGCUGGAGAACAUGCGGGCGCGGCGGGCAGCCGGGCCGGACGGUCCAGAGCUGCGGGCGUUCUGUGACUGGCUGCUCGAGCUGGGAGAGGGACGCGCAGAGGGCCCCGAGGAUGGGUUUGUUCAGCUGCCCCCGCACCUGGUGAUGGACGCCGAUAUCGACGCUGUCAUUGACUGGGUGUUUGAUGACCUGGCAGGGCGACACGGCGACCGGGAGUGGAUGGCGUCGCGGGCUGUGCUCGCGCCGCGAAACACUCGGGUCGACGAGCUGAACGCCGCAGUCACCGAGCGCUUCCCCGGAGAGGCCGUCCGCCUGCUGAGCGCCGACAGUCUGGUGGAGGAGGCCGAGCAGCUGGAUAUUCCACAUGAGUAUCUAAACACUCUGUGCGCUCCCGGCUUCCCACCUCACUGCUUGAUGAUAAAGCCAGGCAUGCCACUCAUGCUACUUCGUAAUCUGUCCGCCACUGACGGACUGUGCAAUGGCACGCGACUUAUCGCUGGUCGCAUCAUCAGCCCGCGACUCAUGGAGGCCACUAUCGCCUGCGGCAAAAACGCCGGAAGGCAAGUGCUUAUUCCACGGCUCCCACUCCAGCCCCCGGAUGACGCGUUUCCCUUCCGCUGGGAGCGUCGCCAGUUCCCCGUGCGGCCAGGUUUCGCCAUGACGGUGAACAAAGCCCAGGGGCAGACGCUCGGUCGGGUCGCGGUCUUUCUGGAGGAGCCAGUGUUCAGCCACGGGCAGCUGUACGUGGCUGCAUCGCGGGUCGGCCGGCCGGCGGAUCUGAGGAUCGCGCUGCCCAGAGGUGGCCAGGGCGCAACACCCAAUGUGGUGUACACGGAGGUGAUGGGCCGAGGUGAUGGCCGGUAGAUCCACGGGUCGCAGAGGCGACGGGUAGCCAGAGCGCUACGAGCAACGUGGAGAGGAGGAGCGAGGAGCAACGAGGAGAAAACGGCCGGCCGACCGUGAUGCAGGACGGAUAAAUCCUGGCGAGCCAAUGCGCCGUCAAGUGGAAAAUUUACACAUUUAACAUAAUGCCGCAACUGGCUUUGGUGACCUCCAAUGCGCGAGCGCAACUUAUAU
Messenger RNA from Amphibalanus amphitrite, 4818 nucleotides. RefSeq lists its product as uncharacterized. Bases 1 to 4605 code for a protein of 1534 amino acids. Gene Ontology annotation, molecular function: DNA helicase activity. Gene Ontology annotation, biological process: DNA repair; telomere maintenance. NCBI's taxonomy places the organism in Eukaryota, Metazoa, Arthropoda, Thecostraca, Balanomorpha, Balanidae. The transcript has 4 exons. The record is from RefSeq and is a predicted model, not a curated record.